AUGCCAGAACAAUCACCUCAAGCUAACAACAAACUUGUUCCUGGAUACCUUCCACUCGAAAUCGUAUCUAUGAUUGUAAAAUACUUUGCUGCCCAAUUGGAGAUUAUUCCCUCGGAUCCGAUGAAUAGUGCCGACGAACCGUUCAUGUACCUUCCUGAAACCAAAAAACUCCUCAAUUUGCGCUUGGUUUCUAAAAUUUGGGCCCAUGUUGUUAUUCCUAUCGCAUUCCAUUCAAUUCGUUUGAUCUCACCACACAGUGUCGACUGUUUACGUAACAACCAGCAAGAUUCCAUCCUCUACUCAACAUUUUCUCCUGUUAAGCGGAUGUGUAUUGAAAACUUAUUCUGGGAGAAAUCACAUUGGUUGAACUCCGAUGGAGAACUCGACGAAGAAAAAGAACUAAAAACCCUGGAUCCGCAGUUCCCUUUGGUUUUGAGGGUGUCGGAUGUUAUUGAAUUGUUCGGGAUAAAGUUGACUGAGUUGAAAUUGAAGUUUCCCGCAAGGAUAGGAAUUGAUUCGGACAUGAUGUGCGCUAUCAAACAAAUCAAAUGUCUUAAAAAAUUAAAUAUUCACAGUGAGGAAUUGCCAGAAGGAAGCUAUGCUGACCCAAAAUCAUUAGCUGAACUACUAAACGCCACUCCGAACCUGGAAUCAUUAUCAAUUUACUUUCCUCAUCUCGAAGUUUUACAAUUAGAACCCCAAGCUCUAUCAAAAUUGAGACACUUGUGGUUUUGGUACUCUCCGCGCAACAUAAAGGGCCUCCAUCAUCUCAUCAAAGCUGCAAAAGAUAGUUUAAAAGUGAUCGAAUAUCUAGCAUACCACAGACAGGAAGACCCAGGAAAGGCGAUCAAACCAAUGCACAAAACUCUUGAAAGCCUCUUCAUAGAUAUAAUUCCGGACCACAUUCCAGAUGUUAUCAGUAAUACCACAUUUCCGAGACUCCGUGUUAUGAGAAGUAUUGAAUGGCCUUUGAAAGAUUUUGAUCUUACUUGGAUCCUAUGGCCAAUAUUUUUUCACGUUCGAACUUUGGUUACCAGCUUUGAAUGUGGAAGGCCAUAUUGGAGGUCGGCCUUGGAAAAUCUAGGUGAAGAUGAUCUAACCAGAUCACCUAAUUUGAAACACAUCGUUUUCACAUCGCACCCGGAUGACGUCAUACAACAGGAUGAAGCAUUGGCAGAAGAUUUGAGAAUUCACGGGAUAUAUUGUCAUUUCAUGCCUCAGAUGAAUUAUGAAAGAAUCUUGGAAUUGGACCUCGACCUUAAUGGGCCAAUGGAAUCUAGUUACCAAGAUGAGAACUUUAUAGAUGCUGUAGAAGUUGAAGAGCCCGAAGUUCAGUUUUGA
This is a messenger RNA of Melampsora larici-populina 98AG31, 1341 nucleotides long. RefSeq lists its product as uncharacterized. The transcript is spliced from 2 exons. NCBI's taxonomy places the organism in Eukaryota, Fungi, Basidiomycota, Pucciniomycetes, Pucciniales, Melampsoraceae. The record is from RefSeq and is a predicted model, not a curated record. The coding region runs from base 1 to 1341 and encodes 446 amino acids.